This is a messenger RNA of Closterium sp. Naga37s-1, 294 nucleotides long. The record is from the annotation of a GenBank genome assembly. NCBI's taxonomy places the organism in Eukaryota, Viridiplantae, Streptophyta, Zygnematophyceae, Desmidiales, Closteriaceae.
AUGGGCAGGUCGCGCUGGGCCGCAGGCAGCAGGUCGCGCUGGGGCACGGGGCAGCAGGUCGCGCUGGGGCACGGGGCAGCAGGUCGCGCUGGGGCGCGCGGGGCAGCAGGUCGCGCUGGGGCGCGGGGCAGCAGGUCGCGCUGGGGCGCGGGGCAGCAGGUCGCGCUGGGGCACGGGGCAGCAGGUCGCGCUGGGGCACGGGGCAGCAGGUCGCGCUGGGGCACGGGGCAGCAGGUCGCGCUGGGGCACGGGGUAGCAGGUUGCGCUGGGGAACGGGGCAGCAUGUCGCGCUAG